Molecule: messenger RNA, 4977 nt
Organism: Siniperca chuatsi (mandarin fish)
Lineage: Eukaryota; Metazoa; Chordata; Actinopteri; Centrarchiformes; Sinipercidae
Gene: ptprn2
Product: protein tyrosine phosphatase receptor type N2
Exons: 22
Coding region: 258-3476 (1072 amino acids)
Biological process (GO): protein dephosphorylation
Cellular component (GO): secretory granule
Molecular function (GO): protein tyrosine phosphatase activity
Source: RefSeq, a predicted model, not a curated record
CACAUGUGUGUUUGACGUCAGAAACUUAGGAGGGGCUCCACCGUGGAGCUGGUUGCUGUUUGUGGUGCUGAAACAACGCCUGUAUUGUGUUGCCAUUUAGCGAUUUUGUUUGUUUUUCCGCUCCUGCGUUUCUCCCGUGCUUUCUUCCUCAAACAUGCAUCUUUAGUCCGAGUCUCGUCCGAGCAGCUCACACCUGAGUUGGCGUUAAAGCAGCGAAAGUGCGAUGGAUUAGUAGUCCUGUAUAGGCAGGAGCGGGUAUGGAUUCGCUGUGGUGUCCCAUCCUCUUCGCUGCAUUGGCUGUCAGCCUCUGCUCCUCACCUGCCCUCGCUGACAGAAAAUAUGGUUGCCUUUUUGAAGAUGAGCUCUGUACACCGUAUGAAUUCUGCGUCAAUGAUGGAGUAUUUGGAAGGUGCCAGGAGUUGGCCGGUGCAGACCUGUACACAUACGAUAUUUCUUCCUCUGCUCUGCAACGCCUCAGGAUCCUCCUACAGAAACUGGCCCGCAGAGGUUUGACAUGGCAGGACAACAUCACUCAGCAGGUCAUCUCUAGAGAGCUGUCCAAACUGAGGAUCAUCCCUCUCCGCCAUCAGGCCACACCCUCAAGCCCCCUGACAUCCUACCGGAGCUCCAGAGACAGGAAACUGAGGCCUGCGCAGGCAGAGCUGAGCAGAAACCUUCAGCAGUACCUGACGGGCCUGGGCUUCCUGCCGCAGUCUGAGGUCAAUGGACAACCAGGAAUCCAACAAGAGGGUGCCAACAUUCAGAAUGAAGACAUCAAGUCUGAUGGUCAUUUGGAGUCAAAACCCCAGCAGGGCUGGAAGGAGACCACUCUCUACAGCCUUCAUAAAGGAGACGGCCAGCCUCCAGUCACCAAAGUCUUCACCCAGAGUGGAGAGGGCAGACACCCCAAGCUCAGUACAACGUACUCUAACCGGGACCCAGGAAGGAGCAAACUGCUAGCCAGCCAGCUGGAACGCCUUCUUGCCGAGGUACGAAGCACUCAGCAGGGCGCCCCAGGUGGAAAGGCUGCGUGGCCCAAAGGAAAGCUCCACUACCUCAGCUUUAUCCGGCCAGCUCCGAGUUACCACGCAGAGCCGCAGUCUCAGGUGGCUUUUGGCUCCAAAACCCAACGGCCUAAUCUAGAUAGACUUCUGCUCAAGGCCGGAUCAAACCGAAUGACCGCCAAAGAGCCUCUUAGUGUCGUGGAUGAGCGAUUCAUCCAGAAUAUGGUGAACCAGCUGGGAAGGCACAGCAUCGACAUGGAGGCUUUGAUGGGCAAAGACCUGGACCAGCUGGCUGAGGUCAUCACAGGAACUCUGCAGGAGGUGGAUGAGAAGCGGCCUGUGGUUGGGGCACAGCCAGGACCAGGAGCCGCUGACUCCAGGGAGGACAAGGAGGCCAACAGGGAGCCACUGGCAGCCAUGCAACUGAAUCAAGACCAGGACCUGAAAUCAGACAAAGGGCAGGAAAUAAACCAGAAGGACAUACUGAGAAUGAAACAGCAAGGCCAACAAAUAGACGGUGCAGACAAAGAGCCUGUUGACAAGCAUGCAGCGUUCUUCUCCAAGCUGCUGGAUUACCUCAACCUGGAGCCCUUCGGUGAUGCUCCACAGGUCAACAUUGAGUCACCAGCUCCCCUCCAGAAAAUGGUCGGGCUGGAGAGUGUCCAAAGCCGGACGACACAGGGCCAAGUUCCUGUACCCCACCGCUGGGAGGAGAAGACCAUGGCCGUGCCUGCGAAGGAAGGCUCUACCCUGCGUUUAACCGGUGGUGCAGUGGCGCCUGAUGCUCAGGUGGACUCAGAGAUCCAGAAGUGGAUGCAGGGGCAUCAGGCCCCAGCAGGGAAAAAGCAGCUGGAGGAGCCGCAGAAGAAGGACAUGAGAGUCAAAACUCAGCUGGUCCAUGUGGGGGUGAAGGAGUUUUCCAGCAGAGGGAAGGACAGACACUUUGGCUACAUUAUCACCGGCUCAGACUCCCUCACCACUGACCAGGGCUCGGACCUGAUGGAGCGGCUGGCGCAGAGGCUGAACCUCCACGCCGCAGACCUCACUCAGCUCUCUGUCUUGGGUCCAGCAUUGACUUUCAGAAUUGGCCCCAACCCCAAGAACGUGACCACUGCAGAUCUGGUUCAAGUUGCAGUUCAACAGAAGCAGCAGCUGGAGAAGGAGACAGGCCUGAAGAUAGUGGAGGCCGGAGUUAGUGAUAGGGGCAGCCUGACCCAGAUCCCCGUGGUGAAGGAGACCAGGGUGGAGUCAGGACAGUUCCUGCUGCUCUCCGUCCUCUGCAUGCUCUUCAUCCUGGUGGCGCUGGCAGUGUCCACCACUUUCUUCUGCGUGCGCCAGCGCUCCCACCUCCGCAUGAAGGAAAAGCUGGCCAGCCUGGGGACUGACACCAGUACUGAUGCCACCGCAACCUAUCAGGAGCUUUGUCGCCAGCGUAUGGCAAUCCGGACGUCGGAGCGUGUCGAGCGACCUGAGACCCUGCGCCACUCGCGGCUCAAUAGCGUCUCAUCCCAGUUCAGCGAUGGUCCUGCAGCCAGCCCGUCCACCCGCAGCAGCACCUCCUCCUGGUGCGAAGAGCCAGUGCCGUCCAACAUGGACAUCUCCACUGGUCACAUGAUACUGUCAUACAUGGAGGACCACUUGAAGAACAAGAACCGUCUGGAGCGUGAGUGGGAGGCCCUGUGCUCCUACCAGGCAGAGCCCAGCACCUGCAGUGUGGGGCAGGGAGAGCAGAACUCCAAGAGGAACCGCUCAGACGCUGUGGUCGUAUACGAUCAUUCCAGGAUCACCUUGAAAGCAGAGAAUAACCACAGCAACUCAGAUUACAUCAAUGCAAGUCCAAUAAUGGACCAUGACCCUCGCAACCCUACUUACAUCUCCUCGCAGGGCCCACUUCCUUCCACCGUGACGGACUUCUGGCAGAUGGUGUGGGAGAGUGGCUGCGUUGUCAUCGUCAUGUUGACCCCGCUUUCUGAAAAUGGAGUGAAGCAGUGUCAUCACUACUGGCCUGACGAAGGCUCUGAUGUCUACCACAUCUAUGAGGUCAACUUGGUGUCAGAGCACAUCUGGUGUGAGGACUUCUUGGUGCGGAGCUUCUACCUGAAGAACCUACAGACCAACGAGACACGCACAGUCACCCAGUUCCACUUCCUGUCCUGGAUGGACCGCGGGAUCCCCAACUCGGCCAGGACCCUGUUAGACUUCCGCAGAAAGGUUAACAAGUGCUACAGGGGUCGAUCUUGCCCGAUAAUUGUUCACUGCAGUGACGGAGCUGGCAGGAGUGGGACUUACAUUCUGAUUGACAUGGUCCUCAAUAGGAUGGCUAAAGGUGCUAAAGAGAUUGAUAUUGCCGCUACCCUGGAGCACUUGAGAGACCAGAGAGCUGGCAUGGUCCAGACAAAGGAGCAGUUUGAGUUUGCGCUGACAGCCGUGGCAGAGGAGGUGAACGCCAUCCUGAAAGCGCUUCCUCAGUGAAGGCAUCGCAUCCCCCACCUUCUUCUCGCUCGCUGAGCACCAGUUUCCUCUGCCCACUCAAGACUGACAUCUCUCUCUGCCCUUCCUUCUCCUCGCUCUGUUUCUCUCUUCUGUCUCUUCCUCCUCUUCACCUCUAUAUAUACUGUAUACUUAUGAAUGUUGUGCCAGAAAUCUCACCUGGAUCCAUAUUCGCAAAAUUUUGCCUCAGAGUGCAACUGGUGAUCUGGGAUCAGAGUUGUUUUAGCGAUUCGGGAGCGUGUGUGGACUAGUGGGGCCUGAUCUGAUGUGGGAACAGCUGUCUUACUGUGAGACUUUUUUGUCAAUAUGAACCCCGGUCCUCUAUAACUGUGAUGUUGUUCCUGAACAUACCGUUCUAGUGCCACUGACGAGGUGUUUACGUGAUGUCAAGUGAAGAUUUUUGUUCCAAAAUCAGCUAUCUGCCAUCGAAAAAACUGAUAAAGACAGAGAAAAUGACUAUUGGCACAUUUAAAACAAACUAUAGUAGGGCUGCAACUAACGAUUAUUUUAAUUAUCGAUUAAUCGUGUAAAAAAUGGCAUUUAUAAUUUCUCAGAGGUCACGGUAUUGUCUUCAGUUUGCUUAUUUUUCUGACUAACAGCCUAAAAUCUUAAGAUAUUCAAUUUACUGUAAUAUAUGACAAAAACAACCCAGCAAAUUGCCACAUUUGAGAAGCUGGAACCAGAGAAUGUUUGGCAUUUUUGCUUGAAAAAAUGACAAAAACAAUGAAUUAAUGGUUGAAUUACAUCUUGUGCAGGUCAACUAAUCGAUUACUCGACUAAUCAUUGCAGCUCUCCACUAUAGUCGUUUUUAGAAUAAUAAUAUGUAAAGUAAAUAAAGUUCUUGCCUGUAAAAAUCAUAAUAUUGUACAAAUUAUAUCCCCUAAGUGAAUUGAUGUAUUGAAUACAUAUAGCAUUUUGGAAAUAAAACUCCUCACAUGUUUCUUCUCCUCUGUGAUCUGAACCAACCACUAUAUAUAUAUACUCAGCAUCACAUGUUGAAGUGUGUGUGUAUUGUUGUAUUUUGGGUCCAGACAUCUCACUCUUGUAUUAAACCGCAGAUGCUCUGAUUCUUCAAAAAGCCUCACAGGUCAUAUUCUUGCAACAUAUCAGGUGUUUUUUAUUCCUCAUUGCAUUGAACUCACAUUUUACACCAUGAAUUGUUUGUAACAUGAACAUCUCUGUUAAUAUUAAAUGUAAUAGAAAUAUACCAAGUGAGAUAGUUCCUAUAUCGAUAGUAACAAUAGGAUAUAUUCAAGUAGAACUUAUAUUGGGAUUGUUGCUAAAUUUGUUUGUCGCACCAUCACUGGUAUAAUGUAAUAUUUUGUGCAACAUGACAGAUUAUUCCCUCAAUGUAGAGAUAAUGAAUGACUUUAUGAAUCCCUAUAUAGUGCUAUCUGAAAUGUAUACUGAGAGCCUAAAUGAGAACUAUAUAUUUUGUGUGAAAAGUAACAUUCAGGUUGAUAAUAAAUCAGUACAGAUUAUA